AUAUGAGAUGCGUCGUCAUUGCUAAUGCAGCUCGCAAAUUCUGUAGCCAGUUAACUGCGGAUACACCUAUUACAAUCCCACGAUCUCAAUCUUGAAAUGGACUUCACGUUUGUAUUAUUUCUUGUUCAAAUGGCUGCAAUCACUAUGGCACACAUGCUUAGAGUAACAAACAACUGCCCGUUUACUGUAUGGCCCGGCGUUCAAGGCGAUCCAGGACAGCAACAUCUCGAAAACGGUGGAUUUAUGUUGGGCGCUUACAAGACCCAUUUCAUUCUCUCGUCUCGGACUUGGGCCGGCAGGAUUUGGGGCAGGACUAAUUGCGACAGUCAAGGAAAAUGUGAAACAGGCGAUUGCGACAACAAGAUCCAAUGCAAUGGGACUUUGGGCGUUCCACCCUUGACCCUAGCUGAGAUACAGUUCGCCAAGUCAGACAACUUGAACUUCUACCACGUGUCAUUGGUGGACGGAUUUAACCUGCCGAUCAGGAUUAUGCCCAAUAAAUAUCGAAUAGAUCCGAACAGCGGCGACGAUUGCAAGGCGGCUGUUUGUGUGGCCGACCUGAACAGCAAGUGCCCUGCAAAGUUGGCCGUCAAGGGGGCCGAUGGCUCCAGCGUGGUGGGGUGCAAAAGCGCCUGUGCGCUGUUCAACACGAACAGUGAUUGCUGCCAAGGUGUCUACACUACCCCGGCCACUUGUAACAGCAGCUCGUGGCCACAAAACUAUCCACCAUUUUUUAAGGAAGCCUGUCCGGGUGCCUACAGUUACCCGUUCGAUAACACGACCACCACGUUUACGUGUCACGGCAAUUCGUUAACCAAGUUUGACAUCGUAUUUUGCCCUUAAACCAAUUUUUGUGUAGCUACAUUCCUAUAUAGGUUCAAGGGUAGGUUAUUUAACACGGUUUUUAUAAAUUAUUAUAUAUUUAUAUAGAAAUACAAGUAUAAGUAUUGUAUGAGAAAUAAAAAUAAAUGUUGGUUGGUAUACAUAAAUUUAUAUCAAAUACUAUUUUCGAAAAUCAACUUCUUUCCCUCUAGAUGUUAUGAUAGCUCGAAGAUGUCCAUCAUUAAAUGAUUUUUCAGAAAAUUCGAAACACAAUUUUGAUAUUCAUGUAAUUAAGUAUACUUAGGUACAUAACUCUUACUAACCGCAUUGCAAUUUGUAUAGUUUAGAGAACGUCAUAAUGGUUAUUGCUGCACUUAUACCCGCAUGUGAUGUAUCCGUCUUGCUAACGCAGUACCAAGAAGGAAAUUGUAAAUAAUC
Molecule: messenger RNA, 1260 nt
Organism: Myzus persicae (green peach aphid)
Lineage: Eukaryota; Metazoa; Arthropoda; Insecta; Hemiptera; Aphididae
Product: thaumatin-like protein 1
Exons: 2
Coding region: 97-843 (248 amino acids)
Source: RefSeq, a predicted model, not a curated record